Molecule: messenger RNA, 2314 nt
Organism: Benincasa hispida (wax gourd)
Lineage: Eukaryota; Viridiplantae; Streptophyta; Magnoliopsida; Cucurbitales; Cucurbitaceae
Product: plastidial pyruvate kinase 2
Biological process (GO): glycolytic process
Molecular function (GO): potassium ion binding; pyruvate kinase activity; magnesium ion binding
Source: RefSeq, a predicted model, not a curated record
CCCAAAUAUUAUUUGUAAAAUGUUAGUUCUUGUUCUUUAAAGAGCCAAACCGCCGCUUUGAACGAAGAAGCCCAACCACGCUGCCAGCUUCCCCAAUUUCUUCGAUACAACCGAAGCUCUCACUUACUCUCACAUUGUCAUUGGUAAAUUCGCCUUAGGAUUGUGGCGAAAUUUUCUACGUUCGACUCAUCAACCAUUUCUCCGUUCAUUUCUCUCUCCGUUAAAUCUCUCCUCCGGACCCUUCUCCUUUAGUUUCUCUCUCUGUUUUUGCUUCUCUUCGUAAAAUGUCACAGGUGGUUGCUACCAGGUCGAUUAACAGCACAUUCCUGUGCCCUAGUUCGGGAUCUGUGCAAGAACGAGUAGACAGGGCUCGGUUGUUUGGUAUUGGCUCUAAAGUGUUUGCGCAUGAGAAGAAGAGUUGGAAUUUUGUUUACAGGAGAAGUCUAAUCACAUCCAAAAGAGCUGCUCAAGCUGAAGUUGUUCCGGUAUCACCUGAGGAUGUUCAGAAGGCAGAUGAGCAAUUUGAACAUAUACGAGCAGUUCAACAGCUUGGGGAUACACCGGUUGGUAUGUGGUCGAAGCCAACAGUUAGACGUAAGACAAAGAUCGUGUGCACGAUUGGACCUUCGACUAACACGAAGGAAAUGAUUUGGAAAUUGGCUGAGGCUGGAAUGAAUGUUGCUCGAUUGAAUAUGUCUCAUGGAGAUCAUGCAUCUCAUCAGAAAGUUAUAGAUUUAGUCAGGGAAUACAAUGCCCAAUCACAAGACAACUGCAUUGCAAUAAUGCUCGACACCAAGGGUCCCGAGGUUAGGAGUGGUGACCUACCACAACCAAUAUUGUUAGAAAGUGGACAGGAAUUCACUUUUACCAUACGGAGAGGUGUUAGCACUGCAGAUUCUGUCAGUGUGAACUAUGAUGAUUUUGUUAAUGAUGUUGAAGUUGGGGACAUGCUUCUUGUUGAUGGUGGAAUGAUGUCGUUGAUGGUGAAGUCUAAGACAGAAGAUUCUGUCAAGUGUGAAGUUAUUGAUGGAGGAGAGCUCAAGUCCAGGCGUCAUUUAAAUGUUCGAGGGAAAAGUGCUACGCUGCCUUCAAUUACUGAGAAGGAUUGGGAUGAUAUUAAAUUUGGAGUUGACAACAAAGUUGAUUUUUACGCUGUCUCUUUCGUCAAAGAUGCGCAAGUAGUUCAUGAGUUGAAGAAAUAUCUCAAGAGCUGUGAUGCUGAUAUUCAUGUGAUUGUAAAAAUAGAAAGUGCAGACUCCAUACCGAAUUUGCAUUCAAUUAUUACAGCUUCGGAUGGGGCAAUGGUUGCCAGAGGCGAUCUUGGUGCAGAACUCCCUAUUGAAGAGGUUCCACUUCUGCAGGAGGAGAUAAUCAACCUUUGUCGAAGCAUGGGGAAGGCUGUCAUUGUGGCUACUAACAUGCUUGAGAGUAUGAUUGUUCAUCCAACACCAACCAGAGCAGAAGUAUCUGACAUUGCUAUUGCAGUUAGAGAGGGUGCUGAUGCAAUCAUGUUGUCUGGAGAAACUGCUCAUGGAAAAUUCCCAUUAAAAGCUGUGAAAGUAAUGCAUACAGUUGCUUUACGGACUGAAGCAACUAUAGAAGGUGGUCGAAUGCCAUUGAAUCUCGGUCAAACAUUCAAGAACCAUAUGAGCGAGAUGUUUGCUUAUCAUGCAACAAUGAUGUCCAACACUCUUGGAACCUCAAUAGUCGUCUUCACUAGAACUGGUUUCAUGGCUAUCCUCCUCAGCCAUUAUCGACCAUCUGGCACAACAUUUGCCUUUACAAAUGAUAAAAGGAUACAACAGAGGUUGGCUUUGUAUCAAGGAGUGUGCCCCAUAUACAUGCAGUUCUCUGAUGAUGCUGAGCAGACCUUUACUGAUGCCUUAUCUAUGCUGCAGAGACAAGGAAUGGUGAAGGAAGGAGAAGAGGUAGCACUCCUUCAGAGUGGCAGACAACCCAUUUGGCGGUUCCCAUCUACUCACAAUAUUCAAGUCCGUAAAGUGUAGAGUAAGAGAGCCAAGAAACGUGAAAAACGCCACUUAACUAUUCUGUCUUUGAUUAUUUUUACAUUUCUCCCCCUCAGUAUGUGAACCUCAACAUUUCCUUAUUCAUUUUCAUCUACGAAUACGAGAUGUGCUCUAGCUUGUUUUCUGGGUUAUGUAGCCUAGCUUAGCCCUGAUAAAAAUUUUGGCUUACGUAGCUCCCAAUCUCUUUUUAUCGAUAAUUUUCAUGUAAUUGAAGUGCAGCCUCCGACUCUGAACUCGACCUCAUUAUUUUCUGUCAAUUCAAUUCAGGGCUUAGGCUUAUCAUACUA